Messenger RNA from Cuscuta campestris, 2303 nucleotides. NCBI's taxonomy places the organism in Eukaryota, Viridiplantae, Streptophyta, Magnoliopsida, Solanales, Convolvulaceae. The record is from the annotation of a GenBank genome assembly.
GCACACUCCUUUUCUUUUACCUCGGGGCUCAUAAUUCUCCUAACCACAAUGGGUGAAACAACAGGUUCCAUCAUUUCUUUCUUCUCGGCCCCUUUAUUUUCCUUUUCACUUUCAUCCUCACUAUCCAUCACAAUCUACCUAUCACUACCAAAGCCCAGUUGUUGGGACAUCAUGAAGAAAUGUCUCAACGCCUUACAUUUAAAAUACUGGAUUCCUGCGCAGGCCACAGGGUUUCUGUGUUUCAAAUGUAUUUUUGUGGGAUCCCUCAGUGCCUUUGCAGCUCUAUAUUUUUUUCACUAUCAAACUCUUCUAUCUCCCUCUUUUGUGGUAAAAUUUCACCAAAGUGUAGACGGUGACUUCCAGGAUGAAUUUUUAUUUUGAAGAAUAAGUAGACAGUGAGAAACGGUGAGCAUCCUCAUCUAACUAGUUGUAUUUAGAAGACACUUUCUUGAAGUAUUUUUCAAUUCAGAUGACAACGUAGGCCAUGUCGUCCAAAGUUGUGUAUUGUUGUUUGUCUACUUCCUGUGCAAUUUCUGCCUAAGCCCAUGCAGCAAUCAGGCCAUCGUUGCUUCUCUUGACUCCCUUAUGGCCGGACAAGCAAUGAGCAUCUCCAUCUCUCUCUGGAUAAGAACAAUUGAUGCAGUUGUUAUAACUCAUUCUCAUGCCGAUGCAAUUGGAGGUCUGGAUGAUCUUCGUGAUUGGACUAAUAAUGUCCAGGCCUGUGUGCCUAUUUAUGUAGCAGAGCGUGACUUUGAGGUGAUGAAAAAAACUCACUGUUAUUUGGUCGACACUAGUGGUAUCAUACCUGGUGCUGCUGUUUCAGAUCUGCAAUUUAACAUCAUAAGUGAGGACCCAUUUAUUGUCCAUGGUCUCAAGAUUAUACCAUUACCGGUGUGGCAUGGAACUGGUUAUCGUUCUUUGGGGUUUCGUUUUGGCAACUUCUGUUACAUAAGUGAUGUUAGUGAAAUCCCUCAAGAAACAUACUCUCUCCUGGAGGACUGUGAACUGCUUAUCUUGGUACAAGUUGAAAACUUGCAACAGAUUGAUAUCUCUGGGCUAUAUGUGCUUUGCAUAUUGAAUUAUUGAUAGACUUAAUAACAUACUCUUUGUCCUUAAAUAAUCUUCCCAUUUCCUUUUAAAGAAGAGAUUUUAUGCUUCACAUUCAUUCUCUCUGCACAAAUUUCAGCCACACAAUUUCACCUUUGUUAAACUCUGUGCAAAGUCAAAACGUGAAGACUAUAAGGGACGGAGGGAGUAUGUGUUAGUGGUGAAUCAUGAAUGUAUUUGUUUUAUCUUCAGGAUGCUUUGAGGCCAGAUAGGUCUUCAGCUACCCAUUUUGGACUACCAAGGGCUCUUGAGGAAGUUCGGAAAAUCAAACCGACGAGAACACUUUUCACUGGUAUGAUGCACCUGAUGGAUCAUGAGAAAAUAAACAAGGCUCUUCUGCAACUCAAGGAGACCGAAGAUCUUGAUGUUCAACUCAACCACGACGGUAUGCGUGUGCCAGUGAGGUUAUGCAGCCUUUCACAAUCGUAAUAUAGUAAAUACACAGCAUUGUUAUUCUUUUCCAAGAAUGGGGGGAAUGUACGAAGAAGCUGAUUUUACAAUUGUUAUUCUUUUGGGGGCUUAAAGGGAGUGUUUACACUGGUUUGUGUUACAACUUGGGGAAUAUUCUGAGUUGUACAAAAGGAUGGCUGAAUCCCCUCUUAUGCUCCUUAGUAUUGAAUAUACAAGUGGAGAAAGAAGAAUUACUCCCUCCGCCCAAUAUUAAACUUCCCGGUUUGACCGGGCACGCAUAUUAAGAACAGAUGUAAAUGUAGUUGACUUUCUCAAAAUGCCCUCCACCCCAUUUCCCAAAAUGCCCUCCACCCCAUAGCUGUAUGCUCCACCGUUGUGAACCCCAAUAUCGGCUAAAUCAAAGAAAUCUUUAAAUGGAAUGGCAAAACAACUUUAGAUUCUAAAUAAACCAGGCGCUCCCAAUUCCUCCAGAAGAAGCAUCGAAAAUGGCCGCACUUGUGAAGAAGUCUAGCGAACAAGGUUUACAAGUGAACAGUGACCUCAUACCUUUUGACCUCCAAUUUCACAAGCUCUAGCCACAAAUCAACAAGAAAGAACCCUGAAGUUUGUUCCCUUUUUAAUUGCGAUUCCAACGAACCCAAAAACAUCAAGAACCAUCAAGAAAUUCAGGAGGAAUCAGCUUUAAAAAAUCGGCAUGAACAGUGUAGCGAGGUUGAGAGACGGAAUACCGGAGUAAGAUGCAGAGCGAGAGCAUGAGGUUGAGAGACGGAAUACCGGAGAAUCAU